AUGAAGCUCUCCUGGCUUGGCGUGGAUCUCUCCCGGGUGCUGCACUUGGCUGCCGUCUUCUGCCUGACCUGCGUGCUGCUGAAGGCCAUCCAGCUGUACCACCGGCGGCGGGAGCUGCUCAGGGCGCUGGCCGACUUCCCCGGCCACCCGACCCACUGGCUCUUCGGCCACGUCCACGAGUUUCUCAAGGAGGAAGAGGUGCUGGACAAGGUGGAGAUCUGGGCACAGAAGUACCUAUAUGCUCACCCUCUCUGGUUUGGGAGUUUCUCAGCAUUCCUGGUUGUCACCGAUCCUGACUAUGCCAAGGCUCUGUUGGCCAGAGGAGAUCCCAAAGAUAACAUCAGCUAUAAACACCUUGUCCCAUGGAUCGGGAAUGGGUUGCUGAUCUUACAUGGACCAAAAUGGCACCAACAUCGAAAACUCCUGACUCCAGGGUUUCAUUAUGACAUCUUGAAACCAUACGUGGCCCUGAUGGCAGAGUCUACUAAUGUGAUGCUGGAUAAAUGGGAACAGCUGGUCACAGAUGGGGAACCAGUGGAGCUCUUUGAGCAUGUCAGUUUGAUGACUCUUGAUAGCAUCAUGAAAUGUGCCUUCAGUUGUCACAGCAACUGCCAGACCAACAGGAAAAACACCUACAUCCAGGCUGUCUACAGCCUAUGCCUCAUGGUGCACCAGCGCCUUCGCAUCUUCCCGUACCACAAUGACAUCAUUUACUGGCUCAGCCCCCACGGAUAUCAGUUCAGGAAGGUCUGCCAGCUUGCUCAUGACCACACAGACAAGGUGAUACAAGAGCGAAAGGAGUCCCUUAAAGAUGAACAGGAAUUUGAAAAGAUCCAGAAGAAGAGACAUUUGGACUUCUUGGACAUUCUGCUGUGUGCCAAAGAUGAGAACGGAGCUGGACUGUCCGAUGAGGACCUGCGUGCCGAGGUGGACACAUUCAUGUUUGAGGGCCAUGACACAACAGCCAGUGGGAUCUCCUGGCUCUUGUACUGCCUGGCGUCACACCCCGAGCACCAGGCACGGUGCCGGGAGGAGAUCCAGGGGAUCCUGGGACACCGGGAGACACUCCAGUGGGAGGACCUGGGCAAGAUGACUUACAGCACCAUGUGCAUCAAGGAGAGCCUUCGCCUUUACCCACCAGUUCCCGGUGUGUCCCGGCAGCUCAGCAAACCCAUCACCUUUCCUGAUGGACGCACCUUGCCAGAAGGCAGCAUUGCCGCGAUAAGCAUUUAUCUCAUUCACAGAAACCCUGCAGUAUGGAAAGACCCUCUGGUGUUCGACCCUUUGCGGUUUUCCCCAGAGAACAUCUCUGGCAGACACUCUCACGCUUUUCUGCCUUUUUCUGCUGGAAUGAGGAACUGCAUUGGGCAGCAGUUCGCCAUGAAUGAGAUGAAGGUGGCACUGGCCCUGACCCUGCUCCGUUUCGAGCUCUCUCCUGACCCCGCCAAGCCUCCCUGCAAAAUACCUCAGAUCAUCCUUCGCUCCAAGAAUGGGAUUCACCUGUAUCUAAAGAAAAUCCGCUGAUGCUGGAAAACGUCCUGCCUUCGCCAGAGGAAGGGACCAAGCAGAUGGCGGGACAAUGUUUCUCUGGGACAAAAAGUGCAGGGCAGGAUUUGAGCAUGAGGAUUCCUGAUUUCUGUGGUUCUUCCAUGAGCUGAAAGCCCUCUCAGCCUGGGCCCAGCCAGCCUAGGUGACCUUGCACAGACUCAUUGCCAUCUGCUCUGCGAGCACUGCUCUUGGAGCAGCUGGGCAUGGCCAGGCCUCUUCUCUGGCUGUCCCCUUGUCCUCCCAUAAGGGCUGGCCUGGCCUGGGAACAUCUGCAGGUCCCACCAGCUUCCUCCUUACCAAAUCCUGCCUUUGCACUCAUGUCGUGGCUGAAACUAACGGUUCCCAGCCCUGCUCUGUCAUCAGCACCUUCCUCAGUGCCUAGAGGUCAGCUCUCCUCUCCUGCAGCAGGAACAGCCUGUGGCAGACCUCUGUCUCUCUUCUCACACUCAAUGUGUGUCUGCUUUGUUGGAAACACUGAUUCCAGUUUGGGCUCUGAAAUUCUGCCUAAACUGCAAAAAUAUUCUGUAAUUUUUGUGUUAAUAAACCAAUAAUUAUUCCUGUAA
This is a messenger RNA of Athene cunicularia (burrowing owl), 2111 nucleotides long. Its product is annotated as cytochrome P450 4B1-like. Gene Ontology annotation, molecular function: iron ion binding; heme binding; monooxygenase activity. The transcript has 12 exons. The record is from RefSeq and is a predicted model, not a curated record. NCBI's taxonomy places the organism in Eukaryota, Metazoa, Chordata, Aves, Strigiformes, Strigidae. The coding region runs from base 1 to 1524 and encodes 507 amino acids.